AUGAGCCCCGGCGCCGCCGCCCGCGCCCCCACCGGCGCCGCCGCCGCGGCGCUGGGGCUCUUUAGCUUCCUGCUGCUGCUCCGGCCCGGACACGGGUGCCCCGCGGGCUGCGCCUGCACCGACCCGCACACCGUGGACUGCCGCGACCGCGGACUGCCCAGCGUGCCGGAUCCCUUCCCCCUGGACGUGCGCAAACUGCUGGUGGCUGGUAACCGCAUCCAGCACAUCCCCGAGGACUUCUUCAUCUUCUACGGCGACCUGGUCUACCUGGACUUCAGGAACAACUCGCUGCGCUCGCUGGAGGAGGGUACGUUCAGCGGCUCGGCCAAGCUCGCAUUCCUCGACCUCAGCUACAACAACCUGACCCAGCUGGGCGCCGGCGCCUUCCGCUCGGCCGGGAGGCUGGUCAAGCUAAGCCUGGCCAACAACAACCUGGCUGGUGUACACGAGGCCGCCUUCGAGACCCUGGAGUCGCUGCAGGUGCUGGAGCUCAACGACAACAACCUGCGCAGCCUCAACGUGGCCGCCCUGACCGCGCUCCCCGCGCUGCGCACCCUGCGCCUCGACGGGAACCCCUGGCUCUGCGACUGCGACUUCGCCCACCUCUUCUCCUGGAUCCAGGAGAACGUGUCCAAGCUUCCCAAAGGCCUGGACGAAAUCCAGUGCUCCCUGCCCAUGGAGAACAGGAGGAUAUUCCUGCACGAGCUGUCGGAGGCCAGCUUCAGUGAGUGCAAGUUCAGCCUCUCGCUCACAGACCUGUUUGUCAUCAUCUUCUCUGGCGUGGCCGUGUCCAUCGCUGCCAUCAUCUCCAGCUUCUUCCUGGCCACCGUGGUGCAGUGCUUCCAGAGGUGUGCCCCCAACAAGGACACCGAGGACGAAGAUGAGGAUGAGGACGACUGAGCCACCCCCAACCCUUCCUCACUCUCCUGAACCCCAGCCGGUGGCUCCCCUCCGAGAAGAGAGGGAAAUGCUGAA
Messenger RNA from Budorcas taxicolor (takin), 975 nucleotides. RefSeq names its product leucine rich repeat containing 38 (gene LRRC38). Gene Ontology annotation, molecular function: potassium channel activator activity; transmembrane transporter binding; voltage-gated potassium channel activity. The record is from RefSeq and is a predicted model, not a curated record. Lineage: Eukaryota; Metazoa; Chordata; Mammalia; Artiodactyla; Bovidae. The transcript is spliced from 2 exons. Gene Ontology annotation, cellular component: voltage-gated potassium channel complex. The coding region runs from base 1 to 900 and encodes 299 amino acids.